Zootoca vivipara (common lizard) is the source of this 6562-nucleotide messenger RNA. It is a transcript of the gene RHOT2, whose product is annotated as ras homolog family member T2. Gene Ontology annotation, molecular function: GTP binding; GTPase activity; calcium ion binding. The record is from RefSeq and is a predicted model, not a curated record. Lineage: Eukaryota; Metazoa; Chordata; Lepidosauria; Squamata; Lacertidae. Gene Ontology annotation, biological process: mitochondrion organization. Gene Ontology annotation, cellular component: mitochondrial outer membrane.
GGAAGCCGCUGCUGUUCUGUGGGUGGGGCGCUGUCAGGAGGCGGGGAGCGUCGUGGUGGCUCCUGAAGCGACAGCGAUGAGGCGGGAUGUGCGCAUCCUCCUGCUGGGGGAGGCCCAGGUGGGGAAGACCUCCUUGAUCAUGGCCUUGGUAGGCGAGGAGUUCCCUGAAGAGGUGCCGUCUCGUGCGGAAGAGAUCACAAUUCCGGCAGAUGUCACGCCUGAGAAAGUCCCCACCCACAUUGUGGACUACUCAGAAUCAGAGCAGACAGACGAGGAGCUCCAAGAGGAGAUUGCCAAGGCGAAUGUGGUCUGCAUGGUGUACGAUGUCACGGAGGAAUCCACCAUUGACAAGAUUCGGACAAAAUGGAUCCCAAUGGUGAAUGGUGGAGCUGAAAAAUGUUCCAGGAUCCCCAUCAUCCUUGUAGGAAACAAGUCCGACUUGCAGACUGGGAGCUCCAUGGAAACCAUCUUGCCCAUCAUGAACCAGUUCUCGGAAAUUGAGACCUGCGUGGAGUGUUCUGCAAAAAACCUGAAGAACAUCUCUGAGCUGUUCUAUUACGCCCAGAAGGCUGUUCUGCACCCAACAGCACCUCUCUACGACCCAGAGGAGAAGCAGCUGAGGCCAGCGUGCGCACGGGCCCUCACUCGGAUCUUCAAUAUGUCUGACCAGGAUAACAACCAGAUCCUAAGCGAUGAGGAGCUGAACUAUUUCCAGAAGUCCUGCUUCGGAAAUCCUUUGGCACCUCAGGCUCUGGAAGAUGUGAAAAUGGUGGUCUGGAAAAACACAACAGACGGAGUCCAGGACAACGGACUGACCCUCAAUGGCUUCCUUUUCCUCAAUACGCUCUUCAUCCAAAGGGGGCGUCAUGAGACCACGUGGACUAUCCUGCGUCGCUUUGGCUAUGAUGAUGCCCUGGAGCUGACAGAUGACUAUCUCUGCCCGCCAAUCCGGGUGCCUCAUGAUAGCUCCACCGAGCUGAAUCAUUUUGGUUACCAGUUCCUGCAGAAGAUGUUUGAGAAGCAUGACAAGGACAGUGAUGGAGCCCUCUCUCCCGCUGAGCUGCAGAGCUUCUUUAGUGUAUUCCCCUACAUGCCCUGGGGGCCUGAGCUCUACCACACGGUAUGCACCACUGAUAAAGGCCUGCUUUCCCUGCAUGGAUUCCUCUGCCAGUGGACGCUGGUUGCCUACCUGGAUGUCCAUCGCUGCCUGAAGCACCUGGCUUACCUUGGCUACCCCAUCUUCUCUGAGCAGGACUCUCAGAUCCACGCCAUCACAGUUACACGGGAAAAAAGGAUUGACUUGGAGAAGGGCCAGACACAUCGGAAUGUUUUCCUGUGCAAAGUGAUUGGAUCCCGAGGUGCUGGCAAGUCUGCAUUCCUGCAAGCCUUCCUUGGGAAGAACUUGGCUGCCCAAAGGGAAUCAAAGGGGAAGGAGUCCUUCUAUUCAAUUAACACAGUGCAAGUCAAUGGGCAGGAAAAGCAUCUGAUACUGCACGAGAUUAAUGUGGAGACGGAGUUUGCGAAGGCAUCUGAUGCAGCUUGCGAUGUUGCCUGCUUAUUGUACGACGUGACGGACCACAAGUCUUUCAACUAUUGUGCCAGCAUUUAUAAGCAGCACUACAUGGACGGGCAGAUCCCUUGCCUCUUCGUGGCCUCCAAGGCAGACCUGCCAGAAACGUCGCCACAGCAUGGCCUCUCGCCGGCCGAGUUCUGCUACAAGCACCGCCUGCCGCCCCCAUUUUACUUCACCUGCAGUGGGCAGGGCCCACCCAGCCUCACCGCCUUCGCCAAACUGGCCACGGCUGCCACCUUCCCGCACUUGAACGACAUCACCCUGGGUGCCGCCACCUUCUGGAUCCGGGUAGCUUUGGGAGCUACGGUCGCUGCGGUUGUGGGAGUCACACUCUACAAGGUGCUGGCGAAGAAUAAGUGAAAUAAGAGAAGCGGAGCCUUCUCCUUCUUCUGCUGCUGCUCCUCCUCUGCCAUUUCUCCACCCGAAGGUAGAACACCAGCUUCAUUUGCACACCCAGGAAGAAAUGGAGGCCAGGGGAAGAAGACAGCACACACACACACACCCCGCCGAAGACUGGAUUCCCCCUCCUCCUCCUCCCUGACUCUCCCUGCAGGGCAAGGUGGUGUCGGAGGAAGACGACCAUUGCACCAGCAAAAGCAAAAAUAGUCCUAGAGUCAUCCAGCUGGCAUGGGCAGGACUCACCUUCUCAUUCCACCCAUUUCCUCCCAUCCCCAAAAAGGACAUUUCCCACACUCAGGGAGUGCUGACGCUGUCCCCCGCUCCCCAGUUUCCUUCCAGCUAUAGCUUUAGGAAAUCCACUCUGCUGCUUGACAUAUCUCAAGGCUCCCCUUAACUUUUUACCGCAUCUGAUUGUCUUGCAGCUAAAAGGCUUUUUAAAAAAACAAAACAUUUCUUUCGGUGGGAGGAAGCUCAAGGCGGCACCUCAGGAAAGCUGUCUGCGCCGUUGCGUCCCUGGUUCCUCUCCGGCAGGAGGAGGACUGUCCGGCCAGCCUCUUCUCCAGCGUCUUGUUUCUGCAGCGAUGGGUUUUCAGUACACUAUUUCCAUCCCGGGAGAGCUCAAGGGCUUCUGGGACAUUUAAUUCUUCUUGGAGCACUGUUUGCAUCAGGGAGCUUCGCACACAGGCCUCUGUUGGGACAUAACUGACAAGAAGGAGGCAGCAAAAGAAGGCCACCAAGGCUGCAGGUGGUAGCUUAAAAGAUGGAGUCUUAAGUCUGAUCUUUGGCAUGCUGCCCUCAGGCUCGAUGUGCCUCCCGGUACUCAUGUUAUCCUCUCUCAUCUUUGCGCCGUGUCCUGCAUUUUGAGUGGUUAUACUGGGUCUCUUGCUAUGGGCAACCUGGAAGUCCCCCUCUCCCCAGGGACCCGGUUGCCCAGGGUAGGCCAAGGUAACUCCUCUGGGCCACAGAGUGAAGAAGAUACUCCCCCAAAAAAGCCUGAGGGAUCCAAAGGCGGUUUAGGAAGCCCAUUGACUCUGCCUCAGUGUGUCUGGUUGGCUGUCCUCCUCAGCAGUCCCAGUUUCUGCUUUAGACCCCAACAGAUUAGGAAGGAAGAGGUAGCUGUGGUGGUGGUGUUGGAGGACGGGGAAAUGGCAGUACCUCCCAGAGUGUGUUUGGGUCAAUAGUAGGGCACACAUAAUUGUAACAGGCAAAGCUUUUUCCCACCAUUCCUCACCCCGUCAGGAAGAGUGUCCACCAGGGCAGUUUUUGUGUGCCACACUCCCUUGUUUUGAAGGUGGCAGGACAGAUAAAGAGGUCUCUCUUUCCAGUAGGGUUUGCUCUUGCAGUGGCAGGGCUCCCUCUCUCAAGCCCUACUUUUUAAAACUUAGCCUUUGUUUUAAAAUAGUUGUGUAGAUAUGUACAUGGUAAACGGAGCAUAUUUCUGCAUCCCUAGUAAACAGCUCGGAUUUUUUUUUAAAAGAAACUUUUUAGCUGCAGAUGUAAUAAUCAGCUCUUCCUGCACACUUAACAUGAUAGGCGAGGGGGGUUUGCUGUUGGGUUCCUCCCCUGUGCUAUCUCCGCAUGGGGAAGUUUUCAUCUCAACCCUUCUGCCCUGCAUGAUUUUGGGAUGCAAACUGCACAUAGAAUAAAGAUGCCUCUCUUUGGACUGAGCUGUGCAGUCAGGACCGGCUCCACACAAGGGGAACCAUUAAAUGUCAGGGGCGGGAAACCUUUCGCCCUCCAGCUAUUGGUGAACAGCAUUGCCCAUUCGUCUCAGCCAGCAUGGCCGAGAGGCAAGGCUGAUGGGAGAUGUUGUACAACAACAGCUGGGUUGACAAAAACCACCCCCCCUCCAUAAAAAAAACCUGGUUCAUGUGUACCAAGAUACAGGUAGAGAUGAGAAGCAACUAUUUCCACAGUGGUGGUGUUCAUUCCCUGUCCCCAGCUACAGUGAUUGCAAAAACAGCCCCAGCUCUUCCCACCUGCAGCUGGGCUAAUUCUGCUGUUUCCUCUCCCCACGCCCCCAAUAGGAUUGCUUGCAAAUAGGCACUCGUAUAUCAGGUGAGCUUUGUGAACUGCCCUUCUAUCAGCGCCAAGGAAAUAAAACUUACCAGUAUUGGGGAUUUCCAGGUAGAUCCCUUUUUUGCCUGACUUUUUUUUAAGAGCUUGGGGUAGGGGAGUGGCAAUAAGACCAAUAUACCAAGGUGUCUGUUGCUCAUCUCCCACCUGCAGUAGAAGGGAGUGAGCUUCGGAGGACGUUAGCCCCUUUCGCUCCGGAUAGUUUGAAACAAAACCUGCUUUUAAAGCAUUCCCCUUUGUCAUCGCCUCCCUUGCCAACUGCCAGCCGCAGAAGAGCCUAAAGUGGUGUUAAUGGGAGCGCCAGGCAGGCUAGCCAACUUCCUCAUCUGACACGUACAUCAAUUUCUUUCCCAGUGACUGCCAGCACCCCGGUCCCAGCCCUUCCCUCUCCCUGUAGUUUCCUCCUGAUGCUGCAUUACGUCUUGCAGUCUCAUCCAGGAGCCUUGACAGCCAGUACAUUGGACCCUGGGAGUAACAAGGAGAGUGUGGGGCAGUGGCACAGGGCAAUGGAGGGGAAGAGGGGGACACCGAGAGCCUUGGGUCUGGAAGAGCUCCUUCAAGAUGGCCCCCAGUCAUCUUUCACUAGGAUAUAUUGAGAUGUGCAGCUAUCAGCACAGUUUUAAAUGUCGGCCUAGAAUGGUGCUGCUGGAUCCAUUGCUGGGCAACACAAGUCUAUGCUUUUAAAGCCCUUCCCAGCAUUAGAAAAUCACUGACAGUUGGAUUGUAUAGCUGUGGGAAGACUGCGCUGCAUCAUGGUUCCCUUAAGCAACGCAGUGUCUCCACAGCCGGCUGCUGGUGCUUGGCGUCGGACACGGCUGUAGACUGAGCCUGGCUCACCUGUAUCUACCAGGCAGCUGAUCAAUCCAGGAAAUGUUCCCCUAGCACGGCCUUCACCAAGCUGGUGCCCUCCAGAUGUUUUGGACUACAGCUCUCGCCAGCCUCACAAAGGAGAUACCAAGUCCUCCCUGGUCACAACCAUACCUGACGCCACUGCUGUUUGUGUUGUCCUCACCCCACCUCCCAAUUCCUGCCGCACAGUCUUGGGUAGCAGAACUGCACACCACAAUGGCGUCAUGACAGUGGGAGGGGUGGGGGCCUUUGCUGAGGGCUGCCAAUUUUCUGUGGUAGCUCCAAAUUCCUUGUAGCAUGUAGGUCCCCCCUCAGUCCCCUUGGUCAAACGAGUGGGGAAACCCUCAUUUCUCUUUCACUGGAGUUUUCCUCUCAGUAAUCUCUUUAUUUUUGAUCUCGAUAGAAAUCUGUCUUGCCCCAAAGAGAAACCUCUCUGCUCCACAGUCCUUUUGUUUCUACCUUCCCUGAGGCUCCUCUAUCUCAGAUUUGCUGGGAAAACCUUAAGUAGGGAGCCAAAUCAAAUAAUUUGAUGGUUACAUCUUAGUCUUCAUUGCCCAUGCUUUUCAGAUUUGGUUUUUACAACAUUUAAGGACAGGACCGAGUCUGUAUUUUUAUGGCUGGUUUUGAAACAAAAUUCUAGAGCCCUCCCUCUUUAGUGCAAAGCAUGCCCCCUUGUGCUAUUUCAGAAUGUGUGAAUGACAUUCAGGGUCUUCUUUGGGUUUUCCUGUAGCACCGCACACGCGCGCACACACGCACGCAUGCACAUGCAUGCGCGCGCGCACACACACACACACACACACACACACCGGUCUGCAGGCAUACUGGGAAUGCUUUUCAACUAAGCAGGAGAUCCACAGAGAUCCCAUGGAUCUGCUUUCUCUGGGGAAGAUGUCUGCAGUGCUUCGAUGAUGGCAUUUUGGACUCUCCUAAACAAUCACUAGGUGACUCAUAUUGUGCUGCCAUUAUGCCUAUCAGCAAAAUCGUCUGCAGAUAUUCUGGAACUGUGAUGUGCUAAGCCUCAAAUUGCCACUCUCCCUCUCCCAGGCUUGCUCCUUUGCCUUUUAAUGCUAGACUUCCAUGCAAGUCAUGGGCUUUUUCAGGCAUGGAAAUAGCCAAAGGAAAAGCUUCGCCUAGUAAAUUUCUGUGCUGGGCUGUUGCUAAAAUCCAACAACAUCCAGAGAGUGCUUUAGAACUUGAAGAAAUGCCUAAGUGUGGGGCAAAAGCCUGGCUUAAGAGUGGUGGUUAAAGUCCAUGGCUGAACUAUGGGCAAAGUGGUGAUUUUGUAGGCCAGGGUUUGGUCCAUAGGUUGCUGACUACCUAAUGGCACCAAGCAUUGCUCAUUGGCUGAUAGAGGAUCCAGCAUGUUAUUUACUGGUGUUUUUAAGGGAUCUGCAAAAACAAGCGUUUAACUCCCAGAUUGCAUCUUGCAAAGUACUGCAAACUUCCCUCCUUUAGAUUCCAGAAGCCCUGCGCUGGAUUGCAGUUGCUUUUGAUGUGUCAGCAAUAAGCACAGUGCUUUUUCACCCUUGGAGUUUCAUUGUUCUCCAGACCCCCCAAAAUACUCUUAUUCUGUCAUCUCUGCCACCACGCUGGAUAAAUAUUUGAUGCUCAGUAGAUUUUGAUAUCUAAGAAAGAAAGAAAAGCAACCCUCCAAGAUGUUUGUUU